Messenger RNA from Aspergillus chevalieri, 1449 nucleotides. RefSeq lists its product as uncharacterized. Lineage: Eukaryota; Fungi; Ascomycota; Eurotiomycetes; Eurotiales; Aspergillaceae. The transcript has 3 exons. The record is from RefSeq and is a predicted model, not a curated record. Bases 1 to 1449 code for a protein of 482 amino acids.
AUGCCAUCGCCUCAAGUCUACCCAGUCCUCCCCCGCGCCGACACCCUAGCCCAACUCCCCCCCGAAUAUCCCACUGACGCACAAGACCAAAUAACGCACCUCCUCUCAACAUCCUCCCUAAACCGCCUCGUCGUCCUCGACGACGACCCAACCGGAACCCAAACCUGUCACGAUAUCUCCGUCCUCGCCGUCUGGGACAUUGACACUCUGGUCGAGGAGUUCCAGCGCCCCUCCCCGGGCUUCUUCAUCCUAACAAAUUCUCGCGCACUCCCGCCCGCAGAGGCAGAAAUUCUGAUCUACGAGAUCUGUCGGAACGUAGCACAAGCCGCUAAAGCUACCAAACAAAUUGUCGAUAUUGUCCUCCGCAGUGAUAGUACGCUACGAGGCCACUUCCCGCUCGAGGUGGAUGUCGCGCAGUCUGUGUUCGGGGAGGCGGAUGCGUGGAUCCUAGCGCCGUUUUUCUAUCAAGGGGGUAGAUUUACUAUCAGUGAUGUGCACUAUGUUGCGGAGGGGGAGAGGCUGGUUCCGGCCGGAGGGACGCAGUUUGCAAAAGAUGCGACGUUUGGGUAUGAGAGUUCGAAUCUGAGUGAUUAUGUUAUGGAGAAGGCGCCUGGACGGUUUAAGUCGGAGCAGUUGCAUUCCAUUUCUAUUGGGGAUAUUCGGAAUGGAGGUCCGCAAGGGGUUUGUGAGAAGCUUUUGGGUAUCUCUGGGGGAGGGGUGGUGAUUGUCAAUGCGGCUGCUGAGUCGGAUAUGCAUGUUUUUGUGGCUGGGUUGCUGUUAGCCGAAGCAAAGGGAAAGCACUUCCUCUACCGCACAGGCGCAGCGUUCGUAUCCUCCCGUCUAGGAAUCCGCUCUAAGGCACCCAUCAUAGCAAAUGAACUCCACCUACCCUCUCCCAGAAAUACAGGCGGACUGAUACUCGUCGGUUCCUAUGUCUCCAAGACCACCGCGCAGGUGCACACAUUGAUCAACCGCAGAAAGGAAGACGGCAAAGAACUAGCCAUAAUCGAAAUCAAGGUGGAAGAGCUUCUUGAAUCACACGAAUCCGCACUUCGCACGAUCCAGAGCAUCGUCAAAGAAACAGAGCAAUAUCUCCAAGCUGGGAAAGAUACAUUGGUCAUGACGAGCCGGAAACUCGUAACCGGCGACGACAAAAUAUCCUCCCUGGCAAUCGGCACGACUGUCGCGGAAGCAGUCGUGAGAGUACUGCAAGAGAUUGAAGUACGGCCGCGGUAUAUCAUUGCAAAGGGCGGAAUCACCUCAUCCGACGCCGCUACUAAAGGCCUUAAUAUCAAGCGUGCGCUGGUCGUCGGACAAGCUGCACCGGGUGUACCACUUUGGCGAUGUGAUGAGCAUUCAUCCAGGCACCGGGGUGCUCCGUUUGUAGUCUUUCCGGGAAAUGUGGGGAGUGAGUCGACGUUGUAUGAGCUGGUGGAGGCGUGGCAUUGA